Molecule: messenger RNA, 1104 nt
Organism: Miscanthus lutarioriparius
Lineage: Eukaryota; Viridiplantae; Streptophyta; Magnoliopsida; Poales; Poaceae
Source: the annotation of a GenBank genome assembly
AUGGCCAGGGGUGAUUUCCGGCUACCGGGACGCUUUGUCCUGCUCCGCCUCGCCGUGCCCAUGGAGGGAGGCAGGAGUGCAACUGCGGCGGGGAGCGGACACGGGGAAGAAGGGGCGCGGAUGCGGUGGGUGGCCGUUAUGCCAGCUUUUGGCUGGAGGUGGCUGCUGGCACUGUCAUCACUGCCAUCGUUUGCUCUGCUACUCUUCUACCCAGUGACACUAGAGUCACCAAGAUACCUAUGCAUGAAGGGUAAAAUAGCUGAAGCUGUUCAUGUUUUGGAAACAAGGGCACGAGUAAAUUGUGUCUCUCUCCCCUCUGGUCGACUUGUCUCUGGCCAUCGGACAGAACUUCAUGAUAUCGGGGAUGCCUCAGAAACGGCACAAUUGGUGACAUCUAAGAAAAAUAAUACUGCUGAUCAUGGUAGCAAAUCUGAGAUUGGAGGCUUCACUGCCAUCUUAAAGCUUCUAUCUCCGAACUUAAUCAGAUCGACUCUUCUACUUUGGACUGUCUUUCUUGGUCAUGCCUUUUUGUACUAUGGUCUUGUUCUGCUAACAUCAGAAUUGAAUCAUGGAAAUAGGAUCUGUGGAUCAGAAGAGGGAGCAGAAGUGACAACAACAGCCCACAUAAAUGAUGAAAAUCUCUACAGAAAUGUAUUCAUAACCAGCUUUGGAGAGGUUCCUGGCCUUCUCCUGUCCGCUGCCAUUGUCGACAAGAUCGGGCGCAAGCUCUCAAUGUCUUCCAUGCUUUACAUCAGUUGCCUGUGCAUAUCUCCGCUUAUGUUCGCCCAGACAGAAUCUCUGACAACCGUGUUUUUAUUCGGUGCUCGGGUUUGCAUCUCGGCAAGCUUCACUGUUCUGCACAUCUACGCCCGUGAGAUAUACCCAACUGCUGUUAGGGCCACGGGUGUCGGGUUUGCAAGCUCAAUUGCUCGGUUUGGUGGGAUCCUAUGCCCCCUUGUGGCCGUCGGUCUGGUGCACGCGUGCCACCAGAUGGCAGUUAUCUUGAUAUUCAUCACGGUGAUGCUGGCUUCAGGCAUCGCCGUGUCAUACUUCCCCCUGGAAACAAGCGGCCGAAAGCUGAGUGACCACGUCGCCGCCGCAUGA